This is a messenger RNA of Ectocarpus sp. CCAP 1310/34, 387 nucleotides long. NCBI's taxonomy places the organism in Eukaryota, Phaeophyceae, Ectocarpales, Ectocarpaceae. The record is from the annotation of a GenBank genome assembly.
GAGGAGGCUCAGGUGGAGGCGAUGAAGAAGGAGCGGGAGGAACGCCCCAAGAUCAGCGACCAGUUUGCGGACCUCAAGGGACACUUGGCAGGGGUUUCCCAGUCUGAGUGGGAGGCGAUUCCCGACGUGGGGGACUACAGCCUCAAGUACAAGCAGAGCAAGCGCCGCGAGAUUUUCACGCCCAUGCCGGACCACGUGAUUGAAGGGGCGCGCAACGACGCGGCUGUUGUGGGGACGAUGGACCCAGCUCUCGGCGGUGCUACCCCCGGCACGUCCACGACGAACAUCUCCAGCCUGGGACACGCGCGAGGGACGGUGCUGGGGCUGAAGCUGGACAAGAUGAGCGACAGCGUCACUGGACAGACGGCCGUCAACCCCAAGGGGUGA